AUGGAGCUGUAUCAUUUUAUUGUCGUAUUAAUCAUAACAAGAGCAUUAACCUGCAGUGGCGAAUUUAAUUGGAUAGAAGGUAUAGAAGAUUACGCAUCAAAACAUGAAAAUCUACAUCAAGUCAUCUUCGUAAGUGAGAGCGAAGAAACUCUCAGGAUACCAGGCAUGUCUGAACUAUUUCGAAGAAUCGCAGAGCAUCGCCCAAUCAUACAAAUAAGUGCAAACAAUUCCGAUAUGUUCAAUAAAAUGAGACAGGACACUGCAUCAACCCUAUUUAUCUACACUCAUACUCCGUUUGGUAGAGGGAUUCUUCCGUCAACCAAAAUCAUCGACGCAAUGAUGGAGGCAUCAUUUGGUAGGACCGCCGUGAGGUAUUUGAUAAUUCAUUACUCUAAUUCUAAAAAUGAUUAUCUGAGUGAAACCCUGAAACACGCUUGGCGAAGACAAAUUCUGCAUUGCACCAUCAUUGAGUUACUAUAUAAUCAUAAAAAGAUGAUGCAAGAGGAAAUAUUCCAAGUUUUGGUACAUCUUUACAAACCCUUUUUGAAUCAAUUCAUCACAGCGAAUUUUUCAUCUCAAACAGAAUUAUUUCCGAACACACCGAAUGACAUGAAUGGUUACCCUUUCAAAAUCCGAAUCACACACGAUCCGCCCUUUUCAACCAUAAGGCGCCAACUUGAUGGUACAACAAAGUUGAAAGGCGCGAAUAUGCGUCUCAUAGAUACCCUGGCUAAAGCAAUGAACUUCACUGUGAAAGCCGAAGAGGCGAGGGUAUCUAAGAAUGACCGGCUGGAUACGUUCCUACAACCACUUAUGAAUAGGGAAAUGGAUAUUUACGCUCAUCUUUACGCCCAUCCCUCAGAACAUGCUGAGUUACGCAGUCUCCGGACGGAACCAAUAGAUGUAGAACAUCUUUGCGCAAUUGUGCCAUAUGUUGCGAAGAAAAAUUCUCAGCUGCCCUCAAUGGGAACAAUAUGUGGUUACCUCCUUGUACUUCUAAUUGUGGUACUAUUCUGGAUUCUAGAACAUUUUACACAUUUGAAUAGUCAUUAUUGGUCCCCAUGGAUUGUAAUCAAGUUACUGUUCGGCGUAGUUGUGGUCAAACGACCAAAUCGUUGUGCCGAUCGUAUCAUGUUCGGUGUGCUGUGUCUCGUAUCUAUAGUGUACUUAACGAAACUCUACAGCUCAUUAACAGGAGGAAUAGUGUAUACCAAUGAAGUGAAUAAAUGGCUGACCUUAGAAGAUUUGGUCAACUCUGAUCUAAUCCCUUUCAUUUCUCCACUCUACUACAAUAAAACUUUCAGCUAUGCAACCGGAGUUGAGUUGAAGCUCAAGGAAAAAGUCAAGAUGAUAUCAUCUAACAUGAUGAAUUGUCUGAAUCAUUUGGCUGAACACAAGAAUAUCAGCUGCAUAAUGAGCAAAAAUGAAUACAAAGUUUUCCAGCAAUACGAAACAACGCGUAGAACUGAACUACUGGUACCUUGCUUGAUUGUAGAUUCAAGUGCAUUCUCCUUAUCAAAAAAUUCACCUUACCACGAGCAUAUUGACCAUUUAAUAAGAAUCUUUCGCGAUGUAGGUCUUAAAAAUAAAUGGUACGACAUUGGAUUCUCUAGGCGCCAGAAUAUUACCCAGGAAGAAUCUUAUGAUGCAAGAGAUGUACUCUUGGAAAAAAAUGAUUUCUUUCAACAGUGCAUCAUCAUAUUGACUAUUGGUUACACAUUAGCUACGAUUGCGUUGUUGGGAGAACUGAUUUACUACCACAAAUGUGAAAAAAAACACUCGUCGGUAAGUGCUUUUUGGAGGAAACUUAAGCUUAUACUAAUUGUAUUUUGUUUUUAUGAUUGCAGAAACGGCAACGGAGACCACAGAUUAAUAUGCUUUCUGCGAGGAGAACCCCUACACUACGAAGGUUGUCGCAUUAAAUUCUGCUGA
This is a messenger RNA of Diachasma alloeum, 1932 nucleotides long. RefSeq lists its product as uncharacterized. NCBI's taxonomy places the organism in Eukaryota, Metazoa, Arthropoda, Insecta, Hymenoptera, Braconidae. The transcript has a single exon. The record is from RefSeq and is a predicted model, not a curated record. Bases 1 to 1932 code for a protein of 643 amino acids.